Molecule: messenger RNA, 654 nt
Organism: Polychytrium aggregatum
Lineage: Eukaryota; Fungi; Chytridiomycota; Chytridiomycetes; Polychytriales
Product: transmembrane protein 6/97
Exons: 2
Coding region: 41-562 (173 amino acids)
Cellular component (GO): endoplasmic reticulum
Source: RefSeq, a predicted model, not a curated record
CUCAUCCACUAUCACCAUCACCAUCACCAUCACCGCCGCAAUGGGACCUCGGUCGAUUCUAAGCAGGCCCCUGGACCUGGUCAUCUGGAUCUAUCUGCUCUCCCACAUUGCCCCAACCUUCCUGAUCGAUACGCAGGCUUUCUUGCCUGCCAACAGCACAUCCGAUGCCCUGCGCGGGUUCUUGAAGGCCGCCUGGCUCGAUAGCUCGGGAGACCCAUUCGUUGGCUCCCUGUUCGAUGGAAAUGGGGCGAAAUGGUUCGAGGCAAUCAUGCUGAAUGAGUUUUUCAUAGAGACUCCGUUGAUGUUUUACUGCAUUUGGGCCCUUUGGAAAGAUUCCCCAUCGCUCAAGAUCCCCGGAACGAUCUAUGCCACCCAAUGCAUCACAACCACAUUCAUGAUCCUGUUUUCUCUCUUUACCGAGGACUACGAUUUGACGUCCUCACAGUUCCUGACUCUGGCGUCGGUCUACGGCAUUUACAUAUUCUUUCCCAUCCUCAUCCUCUACCGCUGCACGAUUGGGUGGCCUGAAGCAGCGUCCCCCCGAGCGUCUUCUGAUAAGUAGAUGCCAGUCCGCCGACCAACUCACUGUGCAGUCGCCCGUCACAACCCCAAAAUAUAUCCUCACGCUCAGAAUGCAGUGCAUCCCGACCGAAG